UCAUACCUUUAUAGAUUAAGAUCGAUGGAUCUCAUAGCUUUUCUAAAAGAAAACGAUAUGCUGCUAUUCUUUCUUUUCACGUCCUUCUUCGCCCUUUUAUUCAUCAAACUUACAUUUUCCAAGACCAUAAAAAACCUCCCACCAAGUCCACCAACGUUGCCGAUCAUCGGAAACCUGCAUCAGAUCGGAGAUAAACCUCACAUCUCCAUUACCAACUUCGCCAAAGAGUAUGGCCCUCUCAUGUCUCUCCGCCUUGGAAGCCAACUUCUUGUGGUUGCCUCUUCUCCGGAGACCGCCAUGGAAAUUCUCAAAUUCCAAGAUCGCUCCUUUUCUUCUCGUUUCGUGCCCAGUACAUUCCGACAAAGUUCGAUACUACCCUACUCCCUCAUUUGGUCCGACUGCGACCAAACUUGGAGAACGUUACGAACAGUUUGUCGUACUGAAUUGUUCUCACCUAAAGCCAUGGAGACCCACUCUAGGGUUCGAGAGGAGAAGAUAAGUGACAUGUUGGAGUUCUUGCGUAAUAAGCAAGGAGAAGUGGUUGACAUCGGGGAACUCGUUUUCACGACUUUGUUUAACACUUUGAGUUGCAUAAUAUUUGGCCAAGAUUUCAUUGAUUUGAAAGAUGAACAUGAGACUCAUGGUGGGCUGAAAGAUUCACUUGAAAAUAUUCUGGAAUAUGGAGGUAAACCUGAUUUCGGUGAUUUCUUUCCUAUGUUUCAAAGAUUGGAUCUUCAAGGAAUAAAGAAGGGAGGCCUCAAACAAAUCAAGAUCGUGUUUAGUUUUUGGGAACAUAUGAUAAAGGAACGACGAUCCCAAAUCGGAUCGUCGGCAUGGUCAUCGGAUCAGGCAAAUACUUUACUGGAUCGAUUGAUUGAACAAGGGUUUUCAGACGUCCAAAUCAAUCAGCUUGCUACUGAAUUAUACGUAGCUGGUACCGAUACUACGACCUCAACGGUGGGAUGGGCUAUAGCCGAGCUACUAAAACACAAAGAAGCCUUGUCUAAGGUAGAAAGCGAAGUCAUGAAGAAAGAAAUGAAUUUUGACAAAAUCACUGAAUCUCAACUAAGUGAAUUACCUUAUCUACACGCUUGUAUCAAGGAAACCCUAAGAAUACAUCCAACCGGGCCUUUCCUACUUCCUCACCGGGCUCAAGAAACAUGUGAAGUUAUGGGUUACACUGUUCCAAAGGAUGCGCAAGUAUUUGUCAACAUUUGGGCAAUAAGUCGAGAUCCUAAAAUAUGGGAUGACCCUCUAUCAUUCAAACCUGAAAGAUUCCUUGGCUCGAAGGUAGAUUUUAGAGGUCAAAACUUUGAGUUCACACCAUUCGGUGCAGGGAGAAGAAUGUGUCCCGGUUUGCCCUUAGGUGUCAAGAGCGUUGAACUUAUAUUAGCUUCGUUAAUUCGUGGGUUUGAUUGGGUCCUUCCAAAUGGUGACGAUCCUUCACAGCUUGACAUGAAUGACAAAUUUGGUGUGACUUUGCAGAAGGAAAAGCCUAUGAAAAUCAUCUUCAAACCCAAACAACAAUCUUUGGUAGCAUAAUUCAUAUAUGAUUAAUUUCCUCUUUUGCAGGGCUUUCUUGUAUGUAAGUUCGUGGUGCAUUAUGCAUUUCAUGUGUGCAUGAACAUUGUUAUCAUCGUCUUUGUUAGUCAAUAGCAUUAUGUGUGUUUUAGGCAAAAUAAAUAAAAAAUAGUUUUAUCU
Messenger RNA from Cynara cardunculus var. scolymus (artichoke), 1701 nucleotides. RefSeq names its product probable (S)-N-methylcoclaurine 3'-hydroxylase isozyme 2. Bases 25 to 1542 code for a protein of 505 amino acids. Lineage: Eukaryota; Viridiplantae; Streptophyta; Magnoliopsida; Asterales; Asteraceae. The transcript has 2 exons. The record is from RefSeq and is a predicted model, not a curated record. Gene Ontology annotation, molecular function: heme binding; monooxygenase activity; oxidoreductase activity, acting on paired donors, with incorporation or reduction of molecular oxygen.